AUGGGCUUCAUGCAAAGUCGAUGUGAUAACUCUCUUUUCACAUAUCAUUACGGGGGUGAUAUUGCGUAUUUAUUGAUCUAUGUCGAUGAUAUUAUUCUCACCACUUCUACCGAUUCGCUACGAGAGAAACUAAUGGGCAGCCUCGCGGCUGAAUUCGCAAUGAAAGAUCUUGGACCUCUUAGCUACUUCUUGGGUAUUACGGUCUCUCGCAUUCGUCAGACUAUGUUUCUGUCACAAAAAUCUUAUGCCUUGGAUAUUGUUAAUCGUGCGGGUAUGUCCUCAUGCAAUCCGGUCGGUACACCAGUCGAUACAAAGCCUAAGCUUGCCGCUACAUCUGGUACACCGUUUGAAGAUCCCAAGUUAUACCGAAGCCUUGUGGGCGCUCUUCAAUAUCUCACGUUUACUCGGCCUGAUAUUAGUUACGCGGUUCAACAAAUAUGCAUUCACAUGCAUCAUCCUAGCAUUGAUCAUUGGCAGGCAUUGAAACGCAUUAUUCGUUAUAUUCAAGGCACGGCAGACUAUGGGCUCACUCUAUCCUCGUGUUCGGAUAUCCCUCUCCGGGCGUAUACCGACGCCGAUUGGGCAGGGUGUCCCGACACCCGUCGCUCUACAUCUGGAUAUUGCGUUUAUAUGGGGCAAAAUCUUUUAUCUUGGUCUUCUAAGCGGCAAUCGACCAUCUCGCGAUCUAGUGCUGAAGCCGAAUACCGUGCAGUUGCUAAUGUUGUUGCUGAAAUUUGA
Messenger RNA from Helianthus annuus (common sunflower), 738 nucleotides. RefSeq lists its product as uncharacterized. The record is from RefSeq and is a predicted model, not a curated record. The coding region runs from base 1 to 738 and encodes 245 amino acids. The transcript has a single exon. NCBI's taxonomy places the organism in Eukaryota, Viridiplantae, Streptophyta, Magnoliopsida, Asterales, Asteraceae.